Molecule: messenger RNA, 1641 nt
Organism: Oryzias latipes (Japanese medaka)
Lineage: Eukaryota; Metazoa; Chordata; Actinopteri; Beloniformes; Adrianichthyidae
Gene: sash3
Product: SAM and SH3 domain containing 3
Molecular function (GO): protein binding
Source: RefSeq, a predicted model, not a curated record
UGUGCACCUCAGCCCUUCUGUGAUCUGACUCUGGCUGUGACAGCACAGUGACACUGAUACUUGCUCGCAAAAAAAGAGGGCAGCUUUCUCAGCAUUUUGUCCGGAAAGGUCUGAGGAUCACUGAGGAAGAGGAUGCUGAGGCGAAAGCCUUCAAAUGCCUCGGAGAAGGAGCAGGUGCAGAAGAAGAAGCUCACCCUGCAGAGGUCCAGCAGCUUCAAGGACUUCAUAAAAAACAAACCCACAUCUCCUGUUGCAUCAGACAAGGAGUUCACCUUAGACGAGAGUGUGGCAGAAAAUGGGACAGCAGAAGAAGCAGUGAAAAGCGGCAGCAAACUGGGAAAGAAAUGGCGCAACGUGAUCUCACGCACAAUGACUCGCAAAACAUCCAAGAUGGUUCAGAAGGCUCUGGCUGAGGAAGGGGGGGAGAGCGGUGAGGAAUUGUCCCCCGUCUCUGUUGACUGGCUCCCAGAUCUGAGUGCAGGACAGAGGACCUCUGUCUGCUCGACAGGCUCAGAGGACACCACGCCCAGCCCCAUCAGCCGCCAGCUCUCUGCCAGCAGCGACAGACAGAGUCUGGACAGUGGCUACAGUCAGAGAGACAGCAUGAGACUGGAGGAGAACGGCAUCUCCUACAAUGGCCCGUUCUGUGGCCGUGCUGUGGUCCACACUGAUUUCACUCCAAGCCCCUACGACGUGGAGUCUCUGAAACUCCAAAAAGGAGACAUCAUCCACAUCAUAGACAAGCCUCCCAUGGGCACCUGGACCGGGAAGCUCAACAACAAAAUGGGCUCCUUUAAGUUCAUCUACGUCACACUCCUCUCAGAUGAAAGCCCUCAGGCGAAGAGACGCAGCAACAGCCAGAAAUUUAAAAACAAGCCCAAAACCCUGGAGGAGGUCUUGGUCACCAUCGGCCUCACGGAACUGAGUUCGGUCCUGUCCAUGCAUGGUUUCCAGAGCUUGGAAGACUUUGCCGGACUGAAGGAAUCCCACCUGAAUGAGCUGAACAUCACAGACCCAGACCAGUGCUCCAAGAUCCUGAACGCCACUGAGAUGCUGAGAGACUCUGAAGAGGAGUCUGAGCCGGACGAAGAGGAGGAGAGCAACAAAGCCAGGGAGGAACCAAGGGAUUCAGGCUGCUUCGAGAGCUCUGAGAACUUAGAGGGUGGACGAGAGGAUCCAAAAGCAGAGAAGAUGGAUCAGGAAACUGAAAAACAAGAGCAGGAGUCAGAGGAAAAGGAGCAUCAGACUCAGGAGGUAGACGCUGUACAGGAGCAGCUCCAAGAGCUCACAGUGGAUGAAGGACCAUGAGAGGAACUAGUAGAAGGUUCCUCCUUCUCAGCUUUCAAAGACUGUGGGUUUUAUUUCAUGAGGCUGAAAGACUGAACAAACAUGACGGUUUCCAACAAACAGCCAAACAUGCAACUAUCACACCUAUUGCUUUUUUUUUUCUUUUGAAAGGCACAACUUUAACAUUUCAGGAUUCUCUCCUGUAUGUAGCUCCAUCCUGUAUUCACUGCUUAUCAAAAGAGUGUAAAAUAUGUUUAUGUUUUUGAAUAAGUCGUGUUGAGCGGAUGUAUGUUUGUCCUUAUGAUGAAGUGUUGUAAAUACAUGUUAAAUAAAAAGAGUUGAGCAAAAUAUUGA